Messenger RNA from Trichechus manatus latirostris (Florida manatee), 2700 nucleotides. RefSeq names its product transmembrane and coiled-coil domains 6 (gene TMCO6). NCBI's taxonomy places the organism in Eukaryota, Metazoa, Chordata, Mammalia, Sirenia, Trichechidae. The record is from RefSeq and is a predicted model, not a curated record. Bases 1347 to 2675 code for a protein of 442 amino acids. Gene Ontology annotation, molecular function: protein binding; nuclear import signal receptor activity. Gene Ontology annotation, biological process: protein import into nucleus. The transcript has 8 exons.
GUCACUAGCUUUCCCAUCCCGCGAAUACUCGAGAACCGCCCCCAAACCUGAACGUGGUCUACAGUACAACUCCGUCCACCUAGUGGGGCAAAGCUGGAAACCAGGGAAUCAUCUUCGACAUUCCCCUGUCCCUCAUCCUCAUAUAAAUCAAGUCCUAACAGUUUUACUUCCUAAUAAGCCUUUCUUUCACCAUCGCGGCUUCCACCAUCAUCUCUUCUUUGGAUACUACAGCAGCCUCCUAACGGGUCAUCCCGCAUCUACGCUUGCUGCCCUCCAGUUCAUUCACAUAUCAUCAGAUGGGUCUUUUAAAAACACACAUAAAGACCAAAAUUCUUCCUGUGACCUGCAAAGCCCAACAUGGUCUAGCUUCUGCCCACCUUCAACCUUAUCCGCUUACUCAUCUCAGCCACAUUGGCCUUUUUUUAGUUUCUGGGACAGCAUACCAGGCUCUUUCCUGUCUCAUGGCCUUUGCACUUGCUGCAUCUAAAGUGAGCCCUCUUUGGUAUUGGCAGUUUAUUUGUUUCUUACAGAAUAUUAAUCAUAUUAUCUAGUUGUUUGCUUGCUUAUUACUGUUUCUCCAACUAGACUUUAAAUCCAUGAUAAACUAUGCCCUGUUUUGUCAUCAUUGAAAACCCAGCAGCCUGCACAAUAUCCACCAUAUAGCAGAUGCUCAGUAUUUAUCAAAUGAACAAAUAAAAGACCUGGUUUUAGCAAGCAUUAGGGAUCCUCUGUGUCUAUGUUUACAUAUAUAGCUUAUAAAGCACUUAAGUCUGGGUUAUUCCAUUUAUUCAUUGUUUGCACACUUUAUGCCAAGAUAUUGUGCUGGACACUGAGAGACACAAAGAAGAAAAGAUAGCAGUCCCUUUGAAGAGCUCACAGCCCAGAUGUGAUACCUGUUGUAACGGAAGGAAGCUUGGGCACAAUAGAAACCUCUAAGUCUGCCAGAGGAAACCAGGAAGAGCUAAUUUCCCAGAAGCAAUGACAGGAGUUGGAAUCUGAAGAGAGUGAGGGUCUGGGAAGGCAUCCCAGGUAGAAGGACUAGCAUACGCCAAGCUUGGAAGCAUUAAACAACAAGCCAUAUUAUGCUGGGUGUUGUAGUGUAGGUUGCAGUGGAGAGAAUAGCUGGAGUGGUAGGUUAAGACAGGCUGAGAGGUUUAAAUGUUAUCCUUGAAAUAACCCUGUAUGAAGGUGGCAGGGUAAAAUAUUGUUUAUUCCCAAUUUUCAGGUGAAGAAACAGGUUCAGGUCCGUUGUAGAGUAAGUAGCAGGGCUGGCAUUAGAAUCCAGUUCUGAUUCCCUUCUGUAUAGUUCACUGCAAGAUUAGUGCUUAUUAGCUAUAUUAGUGGGAAUGGCAAGUUCUGGAGAUGGCGUGGUAUUGGAGGACCCACAGGUGAAGUGGGCAGAGUGGGACUCAGGACUUGCUUCCUGGCAACUGUGUGUCCUCUCCUUGCCCUGGGCUCCAGAUCCAGCAGUUCCUGCGGUUAGCCCAGCAGGGGACAGAGGGAAAACAGAGAGAGAAGGCGCUGGUCCACCUUCGUCGAGGCUUGCAGCACCUCGAGACACAGCAAACUUUCAUCCGGAGCUGUGUCUGUACACACUGGGUAACCUGAUUGUGGAGAGUGAGGCUGUGAGAAGGCAGCUCCUGCCACAGGGCAUUGUCCCAGCCUUGGCUGCCUGCAUCCAGUCCCCCCAUAUGGCUGUGCUGGAAGCCCUUGGAUAUGCCUUGUCCCAACUUCUGCAGGCUAACGAAGCUCCAGAGAAGAUCAUUCCCUCCAUCCUAGGCUCCGCUAUCCCCCGGCAUGUGCUGCGACUGUUGCAGCCUGGUCCAAAGCUGAGCCCUGGGGUCGCUGUGGAGUUUGCCUGGUGCCUUCACUACAUCAUCUGCAGCCAGGUCAACAAUGCCCUGCUCAUUACCCAUGGGGCUCUGUCUACUCUGGGGCUGCUGCUAUUGGACUUGGCUGCGGCUGUCCAGAGAACUGAGGAUGCAGGAUUGGAGCUGGUGGGUGAAGAGGACAGAUCAAGGUCUGGGGGACCUUUCUUCACACUGUGCCCCUCCUCUGGUGUGCUGGUAGCCCCUUCUUUCUUACACCUGACCCUCAACUUCUCUUUGCAGCUGGCAUGCCCUGUGCUUCGGUGUCUCAGUAAUCUGCUAACAGAGGCAGCAGUGGAGGCUGUGGGAGGGCAAAUACGGUUCGGAGAUGAGCGUGUUGUGGCAGCCUUAUUUAUCCUUCUGCAAUUCUUCCUCCAGAAACAGCCCAGCCUGCUUCCUGAGGGUCUCUGGCUCCUUAACAACCUAACUGCAAACAGUCCUAGUUUCUGUACCUCUCUGCUGUCCCUGGAUCUGAUUGAGCCUCUCUUGCAGCUGCUGCCAGUAUCUAAUGUGGUGAGCGUGUUGGUGCUCACAGUUCUGUGCAACGUUGCAGAGAAAGGUCCUGCUUACUGCCAGCGGCUGUGGCCUGGGCCCCUUCUCCUCUCCUUGCUGGACACGCUGGCCUUCUCUGACACUGAAGUAGUGGGCCAGAGUUUGGAGCUGCUGCAGCUGCUGUUCCUGUAUCAGCCGGAGGCAGCCCAGGCCUUCCUGCAGCAGUCUGGGCUGCAGGCUCUGGAAAGGCAUGAGGAGGAAGCCCAGCUCCAGCACCGUGUACGUGCUCUACGGGAGACAGCCCUCCAUGGGUGACCUGACUUCUUGAUGUCACCCAACA